Molecule: messenger RNA, 1459 nt
Organism: Scomber japonicus (chub mackerel)
Lineage: Eukaryota; Metazoa; Chordata; Actinopteri; Scombriformes; Scombridae
Gene: adi1
Product: acireductone dioxygenase 1
Exons: 4
Coding region: 52-594 (180 amino acids)
Molecular function (GO): acireductone dioxygenase [iron(II)-requiring] activity
Source: RefSeq, a predicted model, not a curated record
UUUUGAUCUGAAGUAACAGCAUAGUGUCAGUCAGUGGUUAACAGCUCCAGCAUGGCAGAGAUAGAAGCCUGGUACAUUGACAGCUCAGAUGAGGACCAGAGGAAGCCUCACAGACUGAACCCGAACCAGCCUGUUUCUCUGGAGGAGUUAAAGAAGAUUGGUGUUUUACAUUGGAAGUUGAAUGCUGACAUCUAUGAAACAGAUCCAGAGCUGCAGAAGAUCAGAGAGGAGCAAGGCUACUCCUACACGGACAUCAUCACUAUCCACAAAGACACUCUGCCCAACUAUGAAGAAAAGCUUAAGAUGUUCUAUGAGGAACACCUGCACUUGGACGAUGAGAUCCGGUACAUCCUGGACGGCCGGGCCUACUUUGACGUCAGGGACAAGGAGGAAAGAUGGAUCAGAAUCGCUAUGAGUAAAGGAGACCUGAUCACCCUGCCAGCCGGCAUCUACCACCGCUUCACCAUGGACGAGACCAACUACACUAAAGCCAUGAGGCUGUUUGUUGGAGAGCCGGUGUGGAAGGCGUACAACCGGCCAGCUGAUGAGUUUGACAUCCGGAAGAAGUACAAGGCCUCUCUGCAGGGGUCCUGAGUAAACACCGCAGCAGGGUUACACCAGUCAUGAAGCAGACACCCUAACCCUAACCCCCCUAACCCUAACCCUAACCCUAACCCGUUCACCUAUGCACAACUUUUGAUGUGAUUGUAGUUAAGAUGCUUUUUAGUGGUAAAUGAAAUUAUGAUUCCUACUGAAAAUAGGUGCAUUUACAUGUAUGGUACUAUAACAUGCACCAUUUAAGCUAUGAAUUUUUCCAUUUUGACACUACACUUCUUCUCCGUUACACUUCAGAGUGAAAAACUGUACUUGUCACUUCACCCAUAUUUAACAGCUGUUAGAUUGUACAUAGAAAACAUGUUUAUCUCAACUACCUAGAUAUAAAUGCUGCUGAUAGGUUAACAUGUUAUUACUGUGACAUCAUCCAAGGGGAGUCCUGUAAGACUGCAGAUGGUACCUUCUUGUAUCUGCUGACUACAACAGAACCCCUGUAAUAUUGAUUGAUUUGCUCCAGAGGCUAAAUCAUCAUCAGACUAAUAUCUACUAUACUUGUGUACUUAAGGUGCAGUGGGUAGGAUUUAGUUUCCAAGUACAGUGGCCAAGAAACUCACUAAAGCACCUCUCUAGAGUCAGUGUUUGGUUUGUCCACUCUGGGCUACUGUAGAAACAUGGUGGUGCAACAUGGCAGGGUCCGGGGAAGAGGAGCUGCUCCUUAUGUAGGUGUGGGUCAUUGUACGGUCACAAAAACACAAGUUCUCUUAUUUUUCAAAUGACUAUAAGCUAACUAAAACUCAUUACGUUAUAUUCCAUUUCUGCCAUGUCUGUUCCUGCUACCACUAAAUUCAACACACUGCACCUUUAAGUAAAUGUUUGAAUGUGAGUAAUGAAGUGCUUUUUUCAC